AUGAAUAAUGACAAAGAAAAAUUCAUCUCAUUUACAGAAAGAGAUGGAUUUGAUAAAGAUCAAAAACUUAAAAGCAAAUUAUAUCCACACUCUAGGAAAGGAUAUUCAUUACUUGAAUUAUGUUGCUAUCAUGGAGCAGUUGAUUGUUUCAAGUUAUUAAGAACGAAAUUUGACUCAAAAAUAACUAAAAAAUGUCUAGAAUUUUCAUUUUUAGGCAGAAAUCAAGAGAUCAUGAGUGAAUGUUUGAAAUAUCAAAAACCAAAUCAAGAAUGUAUGGAAUAUGCAAUUAUUUCACACAACAUUGAUUUUGUUACAUUCUUGAUUAAUGAACACAAUAUUAUGAUCCAUUUAAAUGAAUGCGGAAUUUACAAUAAUCUUGAAUCAUUUUUAGUUAAUUUCGAUCAAACUAAUGAUAUAGACAAAUGUUUUGUUUUUUCGGCGAUGUUUAAUAAUCCAUCUCUUUGUGAAUACUUCCUUUCCCUUGGUGCGAAUAUCAAUGAAAAAAAUAAAUACAGACAAACUGCUCUUCAUUAUGCAGUACAAAAUAAUAGUAAAGAAACAAUUGAACUUCUUAUUUCACAUGGUGCAAAUAUCAAUAAAAAAAAGCAAGAUAGACAAACUGCUCUUCAUAUAGCAGCAGAAAAUAAUAGCAGAGAAAUAGCCGAACUUCUUAUUUCACAUGGUGCAAAAAUCAAUGAAAAAGAUAAAUCCGGAAAAAACUCUCUUUAUCGUGCAGUACAAAAUAAUAAUAAAGAAACAGCCGAAGUUCUUAUUUCACAUGGUGCAAAAAUCAAUGAAAAAAAUAAAUAUGCAUGCUCAGUUCUUAGUUGUGCAAAAUGGAAUAAAAACAAAGAAAUAAUCCAACUUCUUGUUUCGCAUGGUGCUAUUGAAUAA
Messenger RNA from Trichomonas vaginalis G3, 894 nucleotides. Its product is annotated as proteasome regulatory particle assembly. Lineage: Eukaryota; Parabasalia; Trichomonadida; Trichomonadidae. The record is from RefSeq and is a predicted model, not a curated record. Gene Ontology annotation, molecular function: protein binding. Bases 1 to 894 code for a protein of 297 amino acids. The transcript has a single exon.